Podarcis lilfordi (Lilford's wall lizard) is the source of this 240-nucleotide messenger RNA. The record is from the annotation of a GenBank genome assembly. NCBI's taxonomy places the organism in Eukaryota, Metazoa, Chordata, Lepidosauria, Squamata, Lacertidae.
AUGCGAAGACUGGAUGAGGACGCAUUUUCCUAUUUCCUCGACGAUGCUGUGGUCGGAAAACGGGCCGUCAACAUUACCCGUAAUACUUGGGAGCCAGGAUUUUGCACGAGCCAGGCGGCUUCAAUUUCCGCCAGCGGCAAAGAGAGCAUCUCUUGGCUCCCUCCCGGCAGAGUGGAUGCGUGGUGCAAGCGAGCAUCCGAGAGCAUCGACCUUCCGGGCGGCUUGGCGUCAAGAGCUUAA